Messenger RNA from Colletotrichum higginsianum IMI 349063, 468 nucleotides. RefSeq lists its product as uncharacterized. The record is from RefSeq and is a predicted model, not a curated record. Lineage: Eukaryota; Fungi; Ascomycota; Sordariomycetes; Glomerellales; Glomerellaceae. The coding region runs from base 1 to 468 and encodes 155 amino acids. The transcript is spliced from 3 exons.
AUGUUGCCUUCAGUCUCUUUCCUCUUGGCACUCUGCCCCCUCUUGGCCCUCGCCGCACCCUCACCUUCUCCUUUUGAGCAUGAAAAGAGAGCCAUCACGUGUCUCAGGGUUGGAUCGACUGCUACGGCCAGUUGGACAAACAGCGCCGGCCAGACAUGCACAUUCACAGGCGUAGUCGGAAGCAACUAUGGUGCCAACCUCGCGGGCUCGGGAGACUACUCAUGUAACGGUCGUUGCGGUGCUGGCUGCUCGGGGGCCGCUUUGGGCAACGUCUACACGCAGGACUGCUUCUCACACGACAUCUGCUCGUACUUCAACAGCGCGAGUGGCGGUGCCAGUGACCCCGACUGCGGUGCGGCAUACAACGCCGCUGUCGAUGAUACAGCUCUCGGGGCCGUCAACGGCUGUGGGCAGACUAACCCGUCCAACUCUGUGUCUAAGCCUUCAACGAGGCCUACCUGCAGAUGA